Molecule: messenger RNA, 3576 nt
Organism: Copidosoma floridanum
Lineage: Eukaryota; Metazoa; Arthropoda; Insecta; Hymenoptera; Encyrtidae
Product: protein toll-like
Biological process (GO): signal transduction; inflammatory response
Cellular component (GO): plasma membrane
Molecular function (GO): signaling receptor activity; protein binding
Source: RefSeq, a predicted model, not a curated record
CACGAGUAUUAAUCUAUUUUCCAUAUCCAAUGAAAGUUUAUCGGCCAACAAGUGCAUAUACCUACACAAGUGGAACGUGUGUUACAUAAAAUUAUUACUCUGGUCGCCGGUUCAAUCUUAUUUCGAGGCAACAAAUUAUCGAAAAGCACCGGUACGAGAUGCGGGAGCUCGUGGGACUCCUGUUGCUGGUGUGCCUGUCCGCGGAACCGAGCCGGGCCCGUUUCACGUGUCCCCCGCAAACCCCCGGCUGCAGCUGCACCGAGUUCGACAGAAACGAUUUUCGGGUGCACUGCACCGCGGCCUCCCCGCACGACCUGGCCAUACGACCCGGGGAGUACGUGGGCAUCAAGUGCGGCAGUGGACACCAGUGGGCCCACUUCCUCAACGGCAAUAGGCUCAAGGUCGGCUUCGCCGAGACCCUCACGCUGUCCGAGUGUCGGCCCAUCGACGCCAGGGCCUAUCGCAUGAUUCUAUCGCGCCUCGGGCUACGCCUCGGACGCAGCAUUCGGGCGAUAAGGUACGAGAACCUCGGGGCCCCCCUGCACCCCGGCGAUCUCGACUUUUUCCCCAACCUCAGGAGCCUCGAACUCGCCGAGAAUAGCCUCGCCGGCGUCAGAGUGGAUCUACUGAGGGGACUGUCGGGUCUGCGGUACAUCGGGCUGAGGAGCACGGGCCUUCAUCCACCGGCGGGUUUCUUCAGCCGGUCGCGUAGUUUGGAAACUAUAGAGCUCGGCUUCAAUGGCAUCGAUAAACUCGAGCCCGGCGCGUUCGACGGCGCCUACAGCGUCCUCCAGAUCAACCUCUGGAUGAACAAGCUGAGCAACCUUGACCCCCUUGUCUUCCGUAACCUCAGUUCGCUUCGCGUCCUCGACUUGAGCAACAACCAACUCAAGAACCUGCCCGUCGACGUCUUUGCCGAUUUGCGAAACUUGCAGCUACUGAACCUCAAGCGGAACGCCCUUACCGAGCUGCCCAAGGGUCUGUUCCGAAAAAACCCCAACCUCCACACCAUCGAGUUGUCCUACAAUCGCCGAAAGCUCGCUCGGCUGCCGGACGCUCUGCUCGCCAACUUGCAAUUUUUGAAGGUCGCGCGCCUCGGAAGCCUCGGCCUCGAACAUUUGCCCGGAAACCUGGCGUGGAACUCGGUCAAACUCGAAGAACUCGACCUCAGCUGGAACCACCUGUCUGGCCUUCCUGCACUGCUUCUCAAAGACGCGGCUGCCCUGAAGAAGCUCCUCCUCUCCGGAAACGACAUCACGGCCAUUCCCGACGGCUUCUUCCAGCGGACCAAGCACCUCGAGGUGCUCGACUUGUCAGGCAACCGCCUGACCUCCAUCAACGAGAGUACCCUCGAAGGCCUCAGAUGGCUCGAGGAGCUGAACCUGGAGAACAACGAGCUGACGUCCAUCCAUCCCGAGGCGUUUGCCGACCUCGAGAACCUAAAGAUCGCCAGGUUGGGCAACAACAAGCUCACCAUGCACACCGACUACAUUGACGUCUUUGGCCGCGUCUCGCCUCUGCGCUACAGCACCGGCCUCCGCGAGCUCCACUUGGCCCGCAACAACGUCAGCGAGCUGUUUAGCGACUGGAUCAUCACCUUCACGCAGCUGCGCAAACUCGAUCUGUCCAACAACGCCAUUGCUGAACUGAGGGUGGAGGACUUGCAGUUCACGUCGGACAAGCUCAGAGUGGACCUGAGUAGCAACAACAUCAGCAAGGUCGAUUUGUCCCGCCUCGAGUCUAUGGCUACUCCCAUGGAUGGGCAACCGCGAGACGUCACGGUACAGCUCCAAGGCAAUCCGUUCGAGUGCGAUUGCGACGUGUACCCGCUGCUGCGCUACCUGAGCAACGACAACCACGUCAAACUGGAGCUAAAGGGCGCCCAGUGCUCGGGCCCUGGCUACAUCAGCGGCGCCGAUCUCGACCAGCUCGACGCCGAAGCUUUCAUCUGCAAGCCCACGAGCAACGAGUCCUAUUGGUCGGUCGACGACAACAGCGACCCCUGUGGCCCCGAGGGGGCGUGCGAGUGCUGGCUGAGACCGGCCGGCGAGAUGCUGGUGAUGAAUUGCUCGGACAGGCGGAUGAGCCACGCCCCCGAGCGCAUAGUCCUCCACGGCGCGAAAUCGGUAGCCCUCGAUCUUAGCCGCAACCACCUCACCGAGGCGCCCGACAUGGCAGACCCGGGCUACGACAGGGUCGUCUACCUACUGCUCAGCGACAACAGGAUCCACUCCGUCAAGGACACCCUGAUCUCAUCCAAGCUGCAGUAUUUGGCGCUGGACGGUAACAACCUGAUGCACCUGGAGCUCGGGGUCCUGGACCUCAUAGCCAGCAACGAGAGCUCGAUCGCCGAGCUGGUUAUGCACGACAACCCAUGGAGCUGCGACUGCAACGCCGGUCCUCUCCUCGACUUUGUCCAGAGCCACGCUAAAGACCUGCCGAGUCUCCUGGACGUGCGUUGCGCCGACAACGCGACCAGACUGCUCGAUCUGUCCCGCGUCCAGCUCUGCCCCUCCUCGUUCCCGAUAGAAUUCUUUCUGUCGGUGAUGGUCUUUUUCGGGGUCUCGUGUUUCCUGCUUGGGCUCGGGAGGCUCUUGUACGUGCGCUGUUGGAAGCGGGUCAAGGUGCUGCUGUACUCGAGGGGCCUCUGCCUGUGCCUCGUCACCGAGGAGGAGCUCGACCAUGACCGGCCCUACGACGCGUUCAUCAGCUACUCCCACAAGGACGAGGGCUUCGUCAAGGACAAGCUGUUGGCCAAUCUGGAGGCCGGGCCGGCGCCGUACAAGUGCCAGAUUCACGAGCGCGAUUGGCUAGCCGGCGAGUGGAUUCCCAAACAGAUAGAGCGAAGCGUCGAGCAGUCGAGGCGCACGAUAAUCGUGCUGUCGCGCAGCUUCGUGAGGAGCGAGUGGAGCAAGUUUGAGUUUCACGUGGCCCACGCCCGGGCCGUGGAGGAGGGCCGUAUCGUCCGACUGAUCGUCGUUUUGCUCGACGAUUUGAGCGCGGAGGAGCUCGACAAGCUCAAUCCCGAGAUCGCCGAGUAUAUCAAGAUGCACACGUAUAUCAAGUGGGGCGAUCCGUGGUUCUGGCACAACUUGUACUACGCGCUGCCGCAUCGCGGUAGACGGCCCCGUCGGGACGAUUGCUCCGACGUCGGCUCGACCGAUCACAAGGGUGACACGCGCGUUUGAUCAUUGAGAGAAUUUUUUUUUCUUUCUCAAAUGGAUUUUUAUUACCAGUGAUUUUUUGUUUGCGAUCUUUUAAUUUUAUCGACAUUUUUUUGUUCGUUUUUUUUUCGAAAAUUUGUUAGAAUACUAACAGUGAUUUUUUUCACGAGUCAUAUGAAACGACAAACAAUUAAAUACUUCGCGUAGGUGUGACCUUUUUUUUGUAAAUAGUUAGUGAUAAGGGAGAUGACUGAUGAAUUGUUGACGCUAUCUUGAUUUGCGCUUAUAUAUUUAUUUGUAUAUAAAUAAUUUUUAAUGACUGACGAGAAAAUGAUCUGCUUUGAGAGAAAAAUUACGUACUCUUUCUUUACGUGUUAAGUUGCACAUAAAUUUAAUAUAUUUAAUUUAUAUA